Molecule: messenger RNA, 6157 nt
Organism: Osmerus eperlanus (European smelt)
Lineage: Eukaryota; Metazoa; Chordata; Actinopteri; Osmeriformes; Osmeridae
Gene: greb1
Product: growth regulating estrogen receptor binding 1
Exons: 32
Coding region: 124-5976 (1950 amino acids)
Biological process (GO): multicellular organism development
Source: RefSeq, a predicted model, not a curated record
ACUGGAUUAGUAGCCUACUCAAGAAACGAAGUGGACAUGUAGCCCCGGCGGAAUAUUCAAUUAAUUCUUAACGUAGACUUAUUGCUUAAGGAUAAUCAACAAGGCGUUACUUGAAUAAAAGUCAUGGGGAACUCGUAUGCCGGCCAGCUGAGGACCACUCGGUUCGAGGAGGUUCUCCACAACUCCAUCGAGGCGUCUCUGCGCUCCAACACGGUGGUUCCACGACCCGUCUUCUCCCAGCUCUACCUGGAGGCAGAGCAGCCCCCCGCUCACACUGGGCGACCUGGCAAUGAGGAAGAGGAGGAGGAAGAUGGCUCGGAGUCUAACAGCCCCCCGGUCCCCUACCAGAUGAAGCCCCCUCCAGAAGGCUGCUGCACCACCGAUGGGUUUUGCCAGGCAGGCAGGGACCUGCGCCUGGCGUCGCUGACCUCUGACCUCCUGGAGCCCCCUCCUGGGUUCCUGUUGGUGGGGACCAAGGCCCCGGGCCUCCCCGACACACUGCUGGUGUGUGCCGUGGACCGCCGCUUCCUGCCCGACGAACGAGGACACAACGCACUGCUGGGGUUUGCGGGCGCCUGUAUGGGCUGCGGAGAGAAGGGCUUCCGCUACUUCACCGAGUUCUCCAACCACAUCAACCUGAAACUCAGCACCCAGCCCAAGAAACAGAAGCUCCUCAAGUACCUGCUCCACAGGAACCCCCAGGGCCAGCUGGUCAGGGGGGUCCCUAUCUACUGGAGGGGACCAGACAGCAGAUCUCGACAGACACCCUCAAACACCUCAGAGGGUCAUGUGACCUCAGAGGAACUGCUACACAACCCUGCACUCACCGCUCACCCUGCGCACACACCAGGCAGCUACACAGUCUGCUCUCAAGUUGACCCCAUUGGGCCCCCCCACUUGGCAGACGUCCCCCCUCUAACCAACGGCAGCCAUGCCCCCCUAUCCCAGCAGCCUUUGCACCAGUCGUGCACUCUCUCCAACGGGCCGUCAAGACCCACUGUUAUAGGUCCUGCCACCCACGCUGGCCCUCCUAAGAAGAGACACAGAGGCUGGUCUCCUGAGUCCUCCUCAGGGCUGGAGCCCACCUCUUCAUCCUCCUCCUCCUCUCACAUCACCCCAAACAAGACAGACAGUGCAGGUGCAGUCAAUACCCCCCAGGGGUCCUCGCUGACCCCGCCCUCCCCAGGGGUGUCCGUCACUGUGCCUGAUCAGCUCCUACAAACCUGCAGACUCCAGCCUGUCAUCUUCAAAGGUCACGGCACGCUGCCCCCCCUGGUCGGUAACGUGGGGGAGGUGUGUGUGAGCCCCCUGCUGCAUGACUGCUACCAGAGCUCCCAGACCCUGCCCCAGGUGUACCAGCACUACGGGCCCUCCCCCAUCCAGCCCCUCUCCACCCAGAUGCAGGUCCUGCUGACCGUCUACUACCUGGUGCAGCUAGGGCCAGACCAAGUGCCUCUGAUCGAGGACCUGGAGCAGAUCUUCAUGCGCUCCUGGAGAGAGUCCCACCUGAGUGAGAUCCGCCAGUACCAGCAGCCCCAUCCCUCCCCUGUCCCCCAGCCCCAGGGCCCCUCCGGCGGGCUCACCCUGCCCCAGGCCCAGCCCCUCACCCCUAACCAGCUGCCCUGGCUGGCCCAGCUGGCUGCCUCGUCGUGUGGGGCGGGGGUGCUGGUCCUGGGGGAGGGCAGCAGCCUGACCCAGGGCCUGGCCCAGGUGUUCUCCAGUCUGAUGGAGGGCAGACUCACACACACCAACUACGUGGUCAUCAUCUGCACCGCCACGGGCCAGGAGACCGAGUCCUGCGUUGUGGUGACAGGGAAGCACCAGUGUCGUGCCUUGGCUGAGAGCAUGCUCUCUCCUGCCGAGGGCCUGAAGGAGAUCACGCGGCAGCUGUCCUCUGGUCUCACCCAGGAUCUCACUGCCUUCUGCAGCUCUCUGGGCCCAGACGGGGACAUGGACACCCUCCUGGACAGUGUUACCAUGGAGACCAGCAGCCAGCCUUCUCCCUUAUCCAGCAGCCAGGAGUCCGCAGCUUCUACAGAGAGCCCCAAAACACACGCACACACAGUCACACACACAGACACACGCACAGACACAGUCACACACACAGACACACACACAGACAGUCCCAAAGACGGAGGCCAGAGCCCUAAGGACAGAUGCUCAGAGUACUGUGUGGAGUGGCGUCAGGUGCGUCCCAUCCAGCUGGCCGUGGCCAGGAAGCUGCUGUCCCACGUGUGUGCCAUCGCUGACUCCAGCACCCAGAACCUGGACCUGGGCUCCUUCGACAGGGUCCACUUCCUCAUCUGUGUCCCGCCCUCCCAGAUCACUUUCCAACAGACCCUGCUGCACCUAUGGAACUCUGGUGUCCUCCAGGAGCUGGGUCUGGAGCAGGAGUGUUCCUCCCAGCAGGAGGGUGAGCGCUACGUGGUGAAGAUGGACCAGGACGCCAGGGCGCGCAUCGAUGACCUCAUACAGGAAGCACACAGGAACACAUACACACUCUACAUCCUGGUCCACGAUCACGCUCACUGGGAUAUCAGCAGUGGGCCGUACAGUGGCACAGGUGACGCCGGCCUGGGAUUGGUGGACCGCCUGCUGAACUCUCCCCGGAUCCGUGACGCCCCCAACAUCCUGACCCUCCACGUGACCUCGUUCCCCUUCGCUCUGCAGACGCAGCACACACGCAUCAGCCCCUACAACGAGAUCCACUGGCCCUCCGCUUCCAACAACGACGUGGACCUGUACCAUGAAAGGACACGGUACUUUGGUGUGUCGGAGAUGCUGGACUCCACUCACUCGGGCAGCGGUCUGCCUCUGCUGCGAUACGACAGCUCCUUCGAGAGCAUGGCCUCCGCCCUGGAGGAGAGGUUCCCUAAGCUUCACAGUGCAGUGAUCCGAACCCAGGUGCUGGUCCAGCACUACUCCGUGGCUCUCAUGGCCGUGUCUGGCCGCGUCGGGGACUCGGGCGAGCACAGCCUCCACAAGCACACCUCCGUGGAGACCCUGGAGAUCGUCCAGAGCCUGCUCAACUCAGCUCAGCGGUGCCCCGCCCACCACGGUCACAUGGUGCUGCUGCGCAUCCCCUCGUUGGCCCUGGCGGCGUGGGCCCACCAGCGACUGACCAAUGUGAGAGAGCGGCUGGGCCUGCAGGAGAAGUUUGAGAUCGUCCUGGGCAACCCCAGUCAGGAGCUCAGCAUCGGAGCGUGCUUCACCCAGCGAAUCAGGGCCUGGCUGAAGGUCCAGGAUGAUGACUGGGUUCCUCGUACCUACCUGGAGCUGGAGGCCCUGCCCUGCCUGCUCAUCCUGUCUGGAGCGGACCCCCUGGGGGAGUCCCUCCCCAGGUCGUUGAAGUACUGUGACCUGCGUGUCAUAAGCUCCUCCUACCUGCAGCGCACGGCUCUAGAGCAGGAGCUGGGAUUGGCUGCCUACCUGGUGAAGGCGGAGUCUCAAGAGUCGCGCCCCCCCCAUGCCCCCGGCCUUGACAGUGACCUCUUGGAGAGCGAACCCGAUAAACUCAGCUGCACUGACAACGAGGAGGACGAGGGGCAGGACAGUGGCCUCAAGUCUUCAGGGUUGCGCCACUCCCCUCCCUCCCCCACCAGACCCCCCCCAGACAGCGCCCCCCCAGAACACACCCAGACCACACCUCCAAACCCCCCCAACCCACCCAGAGUCUCUGACACCCCCUCCAGCGCCCCUGCCGCCCCCUCUUCCGUCCCUGCCCCCUCCCCCACCCCUGCUCUCUCUUCCGCCCCCUCCUCCACCCCCGUCGACGCCCCCCAGACCCAGCGCCGAGCCUCCAAGUCCACCUCCUCAGACUCCUCCUCCCCCCGCACCCCCUCUCCCCUCCAGAGCUGCUCCUGGUCCCGGGGGGUGAACCGCCCCCCCUCCGUGCUCCUGCCCCGCGCCCUCUAUGACAUCAUGACGGCGAGCGACGGCAGCGGCCUCCCUCGCUGCACGUCCUUCCUGCCUCACCUCUCUGUGUCCUGGGCCAGCAGCUUCAGGCCCCUGCUCAGCAAGAUGAUGACCUGCACAGAGCAGUCCCUGUACUACCGCCAGUGGACGCUGCCCCGCCCUCACCACAUGGACAGCAGCAACCGGGCGGCAGAGGGGCGAGCAGACAACUUCCACCCUCGUAGACUGCUGCUCAGCGGGCCUCCGCAGGUGGGUAAGACAGGGGCGUACCUGCAGUUCCUGGGCAUCCUGUCUCGCAUGCUCAUCAGGCUGAUGGAGGUGGACAUCUACGACGAGGAGGACAUCAACUACAGUGCCAAGGAGGAGUGCGAGCAGUACCACCCAGCCCACUCCCGCUGGCCCGACCCAGACAGCAUGAGGAGCAUGCCCUUCGACUACACCAUCCACGACCCUAAAUAUGAGGACAUCAGCUCUGUCUACUGCCCAGACUACACACCCUGCACUGACGGAAACCCCAGACGGCAGGAGGAAGUGUACCUGCGGAGACGCACGGCUAGGAUCAAGCUGUCUAAAUACGCUGCCUACAACACCUACCAUCACUGUGAGCAGUGUCACCUGUACAUGGGCUUCAGUCCCAGAUACCAGAUGUACGAGUCGACGCUGCAUGCCUUCACCUUCUCCCACCUGCUCCUUGGGACAGAAAUCCAGCUCUACUUCAUCAUCCCCAAAUCCAAGGAGCACCACUUUAGCUUCAGCCAAUCAGGGGGCCAGCUGGAGAGCAUGAGGCUGCCUCUCGCCUCCGAUUGGAACCCAGACAGCAUCAAGAGUCCCAUCUUCACGCCCACCACGGGCCGCCAUGAGCACGGCCUGUUCAACCUGUACCACGCCAUGGAUGGAGCCGCUCACCUCCACAUCCUGGUCGUCAAGGAGUACGAGAUGGCCGUGUACAAGAAGUACUGGCCCAACCACAUCAUGCUGGUCCUGCCCACCGUCUUCAACGGAGCCGGGAUCGGUGCAGCCCACUUCCUGAUUAAGGAGCUGUCCUAUCACAACCUGGAGCUGGAGAGGAGUAGGCGGGUGGAAGGCGGGGCUACGGCAGGGGAGGUGUGGCCUUUCAUCAUCCUCUCUGACGACUCCUGUGUCAUGUGGAACACUGUGGAUCUCGACUCACUCGGCAGCUCAGGCCCCGUGGAGAGGAACGUGUCCCUGAAGCAGGUGCUGCAGCACAUGGAGGCGUGCCCCCAGCUGCACGAGUACGCGCUCUGCGGCAUCAGGCAGUGGAGCAGCCGGGGCGCGGCGGCGGGGGUCGGCGGCGGGGGCCCGGGGUGCCCUCACCGGGAGCCCUUCUCCAGGGGUCACCUCCACGACUUCCUGCUCCUGAACGUGGAGCUGAGCCAGGACGUGCAGUACGACCGGGAGCGCUUCACCUGCGAGGACGUGGACUUCUCCCUGCGGGCGCACAGCGCCGGCCUGCUGCACUGCCGCUUCAACAACUACAGCGUGAUGAAGAAGCAGAUCGCCAUCGGAGGGUACCUCACCUUCAUCAUCAAGACCAAGGUGUCGGACGUCCCUACCUCGGUGCAGCCCUCCCAGUACAUCUGUGCCCCAGACAGCAAGCACCUGUUCCUGGCCACGCCUGCCCAGCUGCUCCUGGAGAAGUACCUGCAGUACACCAGCCAGCACCUGUUCCCCCUCAGCACAGACAACUACACACACCCCAUCCUGUCUGUGGACUGCUACCUCAACCUGGGGCCUGAGGUGACGGUGUGUUUCGUCAGCUCCAAGCCCCGCUCCAUCAACAUCAGCACCACAGGGCUGCUCUUCAGCGGCCUGCUGCUCUGCUUCUGCGACUCCUUCGUCACUCCGGGCUUCCUUAAGAAGUUCCACUUCCUCAAGGGAGCGACCCUGUGUGUGAUCUGCGCAGACCGCAGCUCGCUCCGCCAGACAGUAGUGCGUCUGGAGCUGGAGGACGAGUGGCUGUUCCGUCUGAGCCACGAGUUCCAGACCGCCAACGCCAAGGAGGACCGCCCCCUCUUCUUCCUCACCGGGAAACACAUCUGACCCCCCAUCCUGACUUGUGACCUUUCACCCCCCCUGGUCCCUGACCCUCGACCCGUGCCCCAAACCCUCGCCUUGACCCUCUCCUUUGUCAGAGAUAAACCGUCCACAAUGGAAACCAAAGACGUUUGGGUUCUCUUCACCUAGUUCCAGGGCAAGGUGUUUACAAAACUCUCUUCUAAGA